This is a messenger RNA of Pygocentrus nattereri (red-bellied piranha), 5467 nucleotides long. RefSeq names its product NACHT, LRR and PYD domains-containing protein 3-like. The transcript has 11 exons. Gene Ontology annotation, molecular function: protein binding. Lineage: Eukaryota; Metazoa; Chordata; Actinopteri; Characiformes; Serrasalmidae. The record is from RefSeq and is a predicted model, not a curated record. Bases 549 to 4349 code for a protein of 1266 amino acids.
UAUGCGGUUGAGGUCUGUCCCGGUCUUUCUUUGCUGCAAAAUGUGAUCUAUAUAUAUAAAACUACAUUACACUAAGCUAAAGGUUUACUUGUUUAGUGGUAAUACAUUUUUUCCCCAUUAGAUAAAAGGUGGAGCAGAGGGGGGGCUCACAUCUCAGGGGGGCCCUCAUGUCUCUGUUACCUUCUGGCUCCCCCUUUAGUGAGGCUGUAAUAGCUCGACCUGCCGGAGUCUCUGCUUCACUCUCUUAUGACUGUAUACUGUAAUCAGUCUGUAUUAACAGAACUAACUGCCUAUGAGUUUCUUUGUUGAGCUCAACAGCUGCCCAUCCUGGAGGUCUGGUGCUGUUGCUUCAUCUGCCUUGAUCAGGUGCCCACUGCUUGCCGGCCCUCUGGACUCUCAUGGAGCUUCCUGCUGAGCAGCGUUGUACAACCCCCACCUGCAUGAACUGACCCUCCUGAUGAUGCUGCUGCAUCUUUUGUGUAUUUCGUGGUCCUACAUUAGCCUCAUAGACUGCCGUUUCAACUGAGACGGUCUCUUGUGGCUACAUCAUGGAGGAUCGGUCAGAAUCUUCAUCCUUUACAUCUCCACCUGAAGUUUUCUCUCAUCGCUUCACCAUUACGGCUCAGAAUGCUGGGAUUGUGACCGUGCCCCAGGUGACUGGCUGCCGCAUUGGAGGUUCUCUAAACAUCAAUGUUGUGCACUCAGCAGCAAAUGGUAAACAAACUCAACAGGCAUCAGCAAAAGCCUCUAAUAGUGCAUGCAGCAUUUCAGAGAGGGUCACAGAAGCACUGAAAUCUAAUUUGAAAAGGAAAUUUGAGACGAUCUUUGAGGGAAUUGCUAAGAGGGGAAACCCUACUUUAUUAAAUAAGAUCUACACAGAGCUCUACAUCACGGAGGGAGAGAGAGAAGGACUGAAUAAGGAGCAUGAGGUUUGGCAGAUUGACACAGUGUUCAGGAAACCUGAACAGGACGUGCCAAUCAGCUGCAAUGACAUCUUCAAACCCCUAGAGCAAACAGAAGAGGAGAAGGCUAAAGGCAUCACACCUGCACAGCCCAGAGUUGUGCUGACUAAAGGAAUUGCUGGCAUUGGAAAAACGGUCUCUGUGCAGAAGUUCGUUCUUGACUGGGCUGAAGGAAAAGCCAAUCAGGACAUUGAUCUUCUGUUGGUGCUGCCUUUCCGUGAGUUGAACUCAAUCAAAGAUGAGAAACAGAGUCUCCACGAACUUCUGCUUGACUUUCACUCCGAAUUUAAAGAAUUGGAGAAUACCAAAUAUUAUGACGAAUGUAAAAUUCUGUUCGUCUUUGAUGGUCUAGAUGAAAGUCAGCUUCCUCUGGAUUUUGGGUGGAAAAGAGUUUCUAAUGUUUCCAAAGCAGCAUCGUUGGAUGAGCUGAUGACUAACCUCAUUGAUGGAAAUCUGCUUCCCUCUGCUUUGGUGUGGAUAACUUCUCGGCCGGCUGCGAUAGACAAGAUUUCUCCAGAUCUGAUCCAUCGUAUGACAGAAAUACGAGGAUUCACAGACUUGCAGAAGGAGGAGUAUUUCAGGAAGAGGAUCAGCGACCAGAGUGUAGCCAAUAGAAUCAUUUCACAUGUGAUGGACUCAGGGACCCUUGAGAUCAUGUGCCAUAUACCGGUCUUCUGCUGGAUCACAGCUACAGUCCUGGAACCAAUGCUGAAAGGAGGCCAUGAAAAAAUCCCAUCAUCUCUUACUGAGCUGUACACCCGAUUCUUGCUCAUCCAAACAAGUGAAAAAAAGAAGAAAUAUCUUGGGAUAAGAGAAAGUGAUCCUCGGAAGAUUUCCAAUGAAGAUGUGCAGCUUGUUCUUAAACUCGGAAAACUGGCCUUCGACAAUCUGCAGAAGAGCAACAUCGUGUUUUCAGAAGAUGAUUUGAAACAGUACGACAUUGAUGUCACCGAGGCCUCACUGAGGUCAGGGUUGUUCACGGAGAUCGUCAAGGAGGAGGAUCCAAUGUUUCCGGUGAAGAAGUACAGCUUUGUGCACUUGAGCUUUCAAGAGUAUCUUGCAGCUUUCUUUGUUGUCCACACAUACGCUGACAGAGGAGUGAACGCAAUGCAGUCCAACGAAGAGAAACGUGCCACAAUUUUCUAUGAUGAUGACUACUAUGAUGACAAUACCUUUUACCAAGAUUUUGGUGAAAGUGAUGGUUUUGGCCAUCCACAGAAGGCUCCUCAGCAAAAAGUGACUUUGUAUGACUUGCAUAAAUGUGCCAUUGACAAAGCUUUGAAGAGUAAGAGUGGGCAUUUAGAUCUUUUCCUUCGCUUCCUCCUUGGCCUCUUGCUGGAAUCUAGCCAGAAGCUGCUCAACUCAUUUUCAGUGUGUUUAGAAAGUGGGCAGAACAUUCAUGAGACCAUCCAGUACCUCAAGAGCAAGCUCAGAGAAGAAGAUGACAGAAAGACUCCCUCCUCAGAACGAUGCAUUAACCUCCUUCACUGUCUUCUGGAGCUCAAUGAUCACUCAAUGGCAGAGGAGAUACAAAGGUUCUUGAACUCAGGCACACAAGCUGAGCAGAAACUGACAGCUGGACAGUGCUCUGCCCUCGCCUACAUCAUUCUGAUUUCAGGGGAGGUCCUGGAAGAGCUCGACCUGAAGAAAUACAACACAUCUGAAGAGGGUCGUAGAAGAUUGAUCCCAGCUUUGAGGAACUGCAGAAAGGCAGUAAUGGCUGGCUGCAGAUUAACAGGGAGGUGUUGUGAGACUGUGGCUUCCACUCUUCAGAAUCCCAACGCACACUUGAGAGAGCUGGACCUCAGCCAGAAUAAUUUGGGCGACAGAGAUCUCGCAUCACUCUAUGCUGGACUGAAUAGUCCACAUUGCACACUGGAAAGUCUGGACCUCAGUCACAUCAACCUGAUGGGAAGAGGAGCAGAUCUUUUGAGAGCUGUUUUGUUGGGGCCUCAUGUUCAACCACACACACUCAAGGUUUCUGCGUGCAGUCUUAAGGAUGACUGUGCUGAAAUUUUGCGUUCAGCCUUCUGGUCAUCAGAGUGUCGACUGAGAGAGCUGGAUAUUGGCUACAAUAAGCUGACCACUGAUGGAGUGAAACUUGUCCUUCAGGGUCUCCUGAGCCCCAACUGUGUUAUUCAGAUAUUAAGACUUUCAGCUGUGAGAUUUACUGCAAAUUGCUCCACUGAUUUGGCCUCAGUUCUCAGACACUCAUUCUUGAGAGAGCUGAUUCUGGACCAGAGUGACAUUGGAGAUGAGGGAGCAAAACGUCUGUGCAGUGGACUGUUGAGUCCACACUGUCAACUACAGAUUCUGGGGCUGAGAGACUGUAAACUCUCAAAGAAAACAUGCUUUUAUCUGACUGUGGCAUUAAGCACUUACUCUGUGUUGAGAGAGCUGAACCUUGGAGACAAUGAUCUGCAAGAUCCAGGAGUUAAACUUCUCUCUACUGGACUGAAAAAUCCAAACUGUAUCCUCCAGAACCUGGGAUUAUCGGGUUGCAUGAUCACAAAGGUAGGCUGUUCUUCUCUGGCUUCUGCCCUGAAAUCGAACCCAUCCCACCUGAGAUGGCUGGAUCUGAGCUACAAUCACCCAGGAAAGUCUGGAGAGAAGCUGCUGUCUGCUAGACUGAAGGAUCCAUGUGGCAAACUGAAUAUGUUAAGAUUGGACCACGGGGAUCGCUCACGGAUAACAGCUGGUCAUUGGAAAUACUACCAAGAGCUCCACAUGGGCUACACACAGAGUGAUCUCACAUGUUCUCCAGAAGGGAAAGGGGUCAUUAGACUUCCAGUGUUUUCAGAGUUUCUUUGCUAUGACAGUGACGAUGAGGAGAAAAAGGAGCCAGAAAAAUGGGCAACUGUGCAGUCUAGAGAACAGCUAACAGGGGGUCGAUUUUACUGGGAACUGGAGUGGACAGGCAUGGUCAGCGUGGGAGUAAGCGACAAGGUAUUUUUGGGUAAACGUUUGAAACUAGUCGUUCACCAGUUUGAGUUUCAGUACCCAUAUUAUGCCAUGCACAAUGCCGAGGACUACUCCACAUCUGUUCAUGAGGUCACCAUGAACACGCCCAUUACUCAGAGGAUUGGACUACUUUUGGACUGGUCAGCAGGAACUCUGUCCUUCUACAGCAUCUCAUCUGAGGGUGAAAGUCAUCUGUAUACGUUUCACACCAAGUUCACUAAGCCCAUGUAUGCUACAUUUGAGCUCACUCUCCCAGACGGAGCACAUGGAAUACCAUCUGUUGCCAUUGCCACACAAUCACCUGAUUCUGUUCGCCAUGUAAAAGCUCAGCUGUUUGAACAAUUCUUGAACUUUAUGACCCACUAUCAUGGACUGAGUGGUGGACUGGGCUUAUUAUGGACAGCUCAUUUUUGCGAUAGUGUGUAAGCCAAGACUAGCCUAAAUGAACUCGAAUCAGGAAUUUGACACUGCUGGGAUAUUGGACACCAUGUUAGGGGUUGCAAAUGCUAGCCGACAAAUGUGUGUUGGCGGCUGUUGAUUAGUGAAGGACAGUGUUUGAUGGGGGUGUAAUAAUACACUCACCCCAGAAUUUAAUGUGUCAGUACUGGGUACACAGAAUUUGAAUGAGAAAGAAUGAUGACUGUGUCCAUGUUGGUCUACACCUCACUAAUGAACGUGUUUGUGUGGAUCAUUGAUUAGAGCUGGGUGUGUGCAAACUUUGGGGCUCAAACAGUGCAGCUUCAUCUAGUGCAGUAGUAUUAUUUAUUUCAUUUUUUUUUUUUUUUUCAGUCCUUGUUUUCAAUUUUCCAAAAUAAAUAAAAACAGACAAGUAAAUAAGGUCUUAAAUCAAAUUAAUAGGAAAGGAAAACAAAAUAAAUAUGUAUUUGACAGAAACUGUGUAGGCCAGGGUUCGGCAACAUGCAGCUGUGUUUUCUGCCUUAUUGCUCCACAGCAGAAUUAGGUUUUUAGGUAAAACGAUGCCCCCUUGUGGUGAAACCAUACAAAGACAAACCAAAAACAGAAGCGAAAACAAGACAUGCCAAACAUUUUAUCUACAGUAAAGUUUAUACUUCAGUUCUGUAUUUAUUCCACACAUUCUUAUUGUUUUGUGAUAGCUAGUCCACAUGUUUACCCCUUUGACACUUUUUUAUAUUUGUCCUUAGACAUGCUUCUUUUUUACCUACCUGUUCCCCUGAACUCAUACCGGGUCUCUCUAAUUUCAGACUUCUUCUGAAUACAGUUAGGAAGUCAGUUGUUUUUUGCUUUAUACAUUAUCUGUGCAGUAUUAAAGGAAAUUAGAUUAGGAAAUUGUAGGUAACACAAGGUAUGUUGGGAGUUUAUAGUGAAUAUUAUUGGUUUGUUCACAUAAUGACUCUGUUGGCCUACUUUGACGUGUGUGUGUGUGUGUGUGUGUGUGUGUGUGUGUGUGUGUGUAUAUGUAUAUAUGUGUGUAUAUACAUACAUUUAUUUACAGAUGAUAUACGGACCAGAUAAAGAGAGCCUGUUAAGCCUUUACAGCAUAAACUCUGUUUCUGUGUCACUUA